UAUGAGCCAUCCACUUGAAAAUGAAGGUGCUCAAUUCUUCCAACCCAUGUCUGGUACCUUGACAGAAGCUAAAACCUCUGGGCCAUUGACAACUGCAGGCACGAGUAAGCAUGAGGGCGAAGCAGGUUGUCACAGCAUUACUGCUUGCCAGGAUUCAGAUGGGAGAAAGAAUUCAAGGGAUGAACUUGCAACGGCUGAGCAAGACCGUGAUUCAAAACGGCAACGGUCAAAUGGGGCACCUGGUGAAGCAACACUGGUCAUGCCAGGGUAUUGUGCUGUGGAGAAUUUGAGCGCCAAGCCGAGUGGUGGAGAGGCGGCCGCUCUAUGAAGUACCCAUUCUGCUGGAGCGUUUGGCU
Triticum dicoccoides is the source of this 356-nucleotide messenger RNA. RefSeq lists its product as uncharacterized. The record is from RefSeq and is a predicted model, not a curated record. Bases 2 to 328 code for a protein of 108 amino acids. Lineage: Eukaryota; Viridiplantae; Streptophyta; Magnoliopsida; Poales; Poaceae. The transcript is spliced from 4 exons.